Molecule: messenger RNA, 2822 nt
Organism: Tachyglossus aculeatus (Australian echidna)
Lineage: Eukaryota; Metazoa; Chordata; Mammalia; Monotremata; Tachyglossidae
Gene: ACAP3
Product: ArfGAP with coiled-coil, ankyrin repeat and PH domains 3
Exons: 25
Coding region: 185-2794 (869 amino acids)
Cellular component (GO): cytoplasm
Molecular function (GO): GTPase activator activity; protein binding
Source: RefSeq, a predicted model, not a curated record
GAGCGAGCGAGCGAGCGAGCCGGGGCCCGGGCCCGGACGGAGAUGCCCCUGCCCCGCUGAGAGCCCCGGGGCGGCCGAGCCGAGCCGAGCGGAGGGGAGCGGGGAGCGGAGCGGAGCGGGGAGCGGAGCGGGGCCCGGCCCAGAGCAGAGCAGCCCCGGGCUCUGGCCCCGCGGCGCCGCAGACAUGACGGUGGAGUUCGAGGAGUGCGUCAAGGACUCUCCCCGGUUCAGGGCGACGCUGGAUGAGGUGGAGACGGAUGUGGUGGAGAUCGAGGCCAAACUGGACAAGCAGCUGGUGAAGCUCUGCAGCGGGAUGAUUGAGGCGGGGAAGGUCUACAUCACCACCAACAAGCACUUUGUCAGCGGCGUCCGGGACCUGUCCCAGCAGUGCAAGAGCGACGCGGUCAUCUCGGACUGUCUGGACAAGUUUGGGGACAGCAUGCAGGAAAUGAUCAACUACCACAUGAUUCUCUUCGACCAGGCUCAGAGAUCGGUCCGGCAGCAGCUGCACAACUUCGUGAAAGACGACGUCCGGAAGUUCAAGGAGACCAAGAAGCAGUUCGACAAGGUCCGGGAAGACAUGGAGAUCUCGCUGGUGAAGAACGCCCAGGCCCCACGCCACAAGCCCCACGAGGUGGAGGAGGCCACGGGCACGCUGACCAUCACAAGGAAAUGCUUCCGUCAUCUGGCGCUGGACUAUGUGCUGCAGAUCAACGUCCUCCAGGCCAAGAAGAAGUUCGAGAUAUUAGAUGCGAUGCUGUCCUUCAUGCACGCGCAGUUCACCUUCUUCCGGCAGGGCUUCAGCCUCCUGCACGAGCUGGAGCCCUAUAUGAAGAAGCUGGCGGCCGAGCUGGAUCAACUGGUGAUAGACUCGGCGGUGGAGAAGCGGGAAUUGGAACACAAGCACGCCCUGAUCCAGCAGAGGACCCUCCUGCAGGACUUCGCCUACGAGGACACGAAGGCCGAGUUCAACGUGGAUGCACCGAAUGGCGUGGUCAUGGAAGGUUACCUCUUCAAGAGGGCCAGUAAUGCCUUCAAAACUUGGAAUCGGCGAUGGUUCUCGAUUCAGAACAGCCAACUGGUCUACCAGAAGAAGCUCAAGGAUGUGCUGACAGUGGUGGUGGAGGACCUGCGACUCUGCUCCGUCAAACCCUGUGAGGACAUCGAACGGCGGUUCUGCUUCGAGGUCGUCUCGCCCACUAAGAGCUGCAUGCUGCAGGCAGACUCAGAGAAGCUGCGCCAGGCCUGGGUCCAGGCUGUGCAAGCCAGCAUCGCCUCCGCCUAUCGCGAGAGCCCCGACAGCUCCUACCUCGAGAGGCUGGACCGCACGGCCUCCCCGUCCACCAGCAGCAUCGACUCGGCCUCGGACGCGCGGGAACGUGUGGGGAAGGGGGAGACCAUCCUGCAGCGGGUGCAGGGCAUCGCAGGCAACGGCCAGUGCUGUGACUGUGGGCAGGCCGACCCCCGCUGGGCCAGCAUCAACCUGGGCGUCCUCCUCUGCAUCGAGUGCUCAGGCAUCCACAGGAGUUUGGGUGUCCACUGCUCCAAAGUUCGGUCUCUGACCCUGGAUUCCUGGGAGCCUGAAUUGCUGAAGCUGAUGUGCGAGCUGGGGAACGGUACUGUCAACCACAUCUACGAGGCGCGGUGUGAGGAGCUGGGAGUCAAGAAGCCCACCUCCAACAGCACCAGGCAGGACAAGGAGGCCUGGAUCAAAGUCAAGUAUGUGGAGAAGAAGUUCCUGAAACAGCUGCCCAGCAGGGAGGCCCUGGGCCGGGCCGGCGAAGCCAAGCCACGGCGCUGGAGCGUGAGGAAGUGCCGAAGGCACAAAAACUCCAGCCGAAUCCCCCCUGCUCGCCGGAAGUACCGCCGUGAGCCGGGCAACCCCUCUUCUGCGGCCCUCUCCUCAGCUGGCACUCUGGAGCGGCAGUUCCGCAGAGACUCCCUGUUCUGCCCCGACGAACUGGACACCCUGUUCUCCUACUUCGACACGGGGGCCGCGGGCACCGGCCCUCGCAGUGCCGGCCGGGGGUCCGGGCAGCCCCCCUCCCCAGCCUGUCCGCCCAGCGGCAGUGGCCUGGGGCCCAGCGGGAGCGGGGACUCGUUGCCCCCGGCCGGAGGUCUGAGCAGUGACAGUGGGCUGGGCGGCAGCACCGACGGCAGCACGGAUAUCCUGGUGUUUGGCUCUGUGGUGGACAGUGUCACCGAGGAAGAGGCGUCGGAGGAGUCCAGCGGGGAGGCGGAGGUGGAGCCGGAGGCCUCAGACCCGGAGGAGCUGCGGGAGCUGCACCCGGGCUUGUUGGUCUACCGGGCGGCCCGGGUCCGGAAUCUGUCGGUCAUGGCUGAGGCGCUGGCACACGGAGCUGAGGUCAACUGGGCCAAUGAAGAGGACGAGAGCCAGACUCCACUCAUCCAGGCUGUCAUGGGGGGCUCCCUGAUUGCCUGCGAGUUCCUACUCCAGAACGGGGCCGACGUGAACCAAAGAGAUGGACGCGGUCGCGCCCCCCUGCAUCAUGCCACCUACCUGGGCCACACUGGGCAGGUGUGUUUGUUCCUGAAACGGGGAGCUAAUCAGCACGCUGUGGAUGAGGACGAGCAGGACCCACUGGCCAUCGCCGUGCAGGCGGCUAAUGCCGACAUCGUCACCCUGCUGCGUCUGGCUCGGAUGAACGAGGAGAUGCGGGAGGCGGAGGGCCCGUGCGGACACCCAGGUCAAUAUCCCAGCAGCAGUCCCACUGAGCUGCAGUACAGGAAGUGCAUCCAGGAGUUCAUCAGCCUUAAUAUAGACGAGUGCUAGGGGAGACCUCCCCGGGGGCUGUCCCACC